Molecule: messenger RNA, 3962 nt
Organism: Nicrophorus vespilloides
Lineage: Eukaryota; Metazoa; Arthropoda; Insecta; Coleoptera; Silphidae
Product: protein stum-like
Exons: 8
Coding region: 713-3733 (1006 amino acids)
Biological process (GO): sensory perception of mechanical stimulus; taxis; proprioception
Cellular component (GO): sensory dendrite
Source: RefSeq, a predicted model, not a curated record
GGCGUCGGUUCACGUGUGUUUUUAAGUAGGCCGCGGCGCCGUCCAUCCAGCGUAGGUAUACUUCUUGGCCGCUCGUCGUCGCGGUGGCGCAGCAGUUCGUGGCACCCUCUGCCUUUCUCACUCCUUCCUUCGGCGGCUGCUUUUAACAACUCUUGCCGCCAACCAACAACCACCAGCCACUGCCGCGCUGCAUCUCCGAAGCAACAAUAGUCCCCCUCUUGUACAGUACUCUCACAGCAGCAGCAAUAUUCCAGAGCCUUUAAUACCAUACCAAGAUAUACGCGCGGCGUCCGAGGACCACCGAUUCGCACCAUACACCAUCACUUCUCUCUCUCCUCUUCCUCGUGACGUUUAGCGUCUAUAAAUACGUUGAAAACAGUGUCCGUUCGGUCCUGCAAAACACAAACAACCAGUGCAUCCGGCGCCGUACACUUAUGGACGGACUGCGGCGUCAAAUCCUAUUUGAAUUUCAAAUCGGACUUGAUUGGAAUUUAUUGAUACUAAACUAACUAUUGAUACUAUCAUUAAUUUGCCAGUGAUGUUCCAAUAACACAACAGCGCAUCUGGAAUUUAGUUUGCGGUUUCCUUUCAACAAGUUUAUCAACAGCAGAAACCCCUGUGAAUUACAUCAAUCGGUGUGGCGGAUUCAUGGAGACGCGGUGAUACAGCGAGUGCAAUUAACAUGUGAUUGAGUGAUCGCGGCGAGAUCGAGAUGAGAUCGCCCGACAGCAGAUCGGGCUACAGACCGGGAAGGACCUUCGAAGAGGAACUCAACUUGAGGUAUCUAUCGCCUGGCGCCUUCACUGUUCUUUCGCCAGAAGACCAUGGCAGUCCUCCAGAUCCUCCACAGGCUCCACCACCUUAUAGAUUUAGUCCAACUCAGAGGAGGAGGAAAAACCAAGCUUUCUCUAUUAUAGCGGAGCCUUUGCUCUCGCCGAGGUCGAGAAGUCCUUCGCCAACAUCAGGGCGCGUGUCGCCGUUCCGAGGUCGAGGCUUCAACCCCGUCGGUUCGCGGCAUAUUUCGCCAGCUCCUUCACCUCCACCAGAGGACAAAAGAAUACGCAACGCGGAUGGCUCUUCUCCGAGAAGGUCGCAAAUACCGCAACUGAAGAAGCGCAGUAAUUCCAUCAUCUUGACGGAGGACAGCGACAGUUCGCCAGUGCGAAAACCAGGCGGUUCGUUGAAAACCCAAUUAAGCAAGAGUCUAAACAACAUCGGGCCCAGAAAUGUUUCAUUCAAACCGCCGCCGAGUCCACGCAGGUUUCCCACCCUUUACAACAAGGGUCAGCCAAUUAGCAGGCUGUCUCCGAUCAUCGGCAGCUCUCCAGAACCCAGUUCCGAUUCCAAAUGUCAGUCUUCCCCUUCUAGGAUACCAAAGUGUCGCAGCACUCCACCUAGUAGGAUUCAGUCGCCGACUAGGGACCUGUCGCCCAACUACAGGCGCCCGGCCACCAGGGCAAACUCUAGGAACGGCUCAAGGAAUGCCAGUCCAUCGCCGAAGCCUCCGUUCACGCCCACCAGGAUCCCGACUAAGAACUACAAGAACGUUCAAGCUAAAGUUAACAGUUACAAUGCCAAAUCCACUAAAGCCAAAGUGCCUCCUAAACCUACCGAUGCAGCCAAGACUAAAACGAAAAGUGGUAAUAGUAACAGUAAACUAGAGCGGACCGAUAGUGUUAAUUAUAAUAAUACUAAUAAUAAUAAAUCAGUGUCAAAACGCAAUUCGUACAACAGUAACAACAACAUCAACAGAACAGGCAGCAGCAAUAAUAAUACAAACAAAACUAAUAAUAAUAGUAAUAGUAGCGGUAGUAACAGCAGUAACAACAACAGUAAUUCUACUAAGAAUGUUGCCGGUUCUGCUGUGAAGCGGACGAGCAGCGUGAAAAAUUUGAAGAGAGAGGACAAGGACAAUAGCAAUGGCAAAGCCGCUGGUAAUGUGACUGAAAGCAAUGGAAAAUCAUCAACGGAGAUGGAGACUAGCGAUGGCAACAGUGCGAAGCCGAUGGUGGCAAAAUCGCACAGUCGGGAAAACGUGCUGAAAAAGGUUGAGAGCGCGGCAAAACUAACCGACAUGCUUCCAUCCGCCACGACCAUGGUGUCCACCACGACGACGACGGUGACCCAACCUCUGAAGAUCGAAUUGGAUGCACCUCUGAUCAUGGAGGUCGAAACGGACAGACCGAAGCCGAAAGAAACCCCGAUGUAUAUGGACGAAGGUAGGGUGUUGAGUGCUAAGAGCGUCUCGAGCGCAAUAGAAAGAAUGAACGAUACUGUUCUAGAUUCGCAAACCCUUCUGAAGGACCAUAACUUAUCCAAGCUGUCGCCGGCUGCAAAUGCAAUUAUAUCGUUAUCCGGCAACGAGAACGCGACGGCGGCCAACAACAAUCUGCGAUCCUCCGACAAAAGUGCACUGCCCCAAGUGGAGAUCGUCAAGGCUGCCAAUUCCGUGGGCAAUCGGGACGCUGUGCACGGCUCUGCUGCUGCGAACCACAACAUGAACAACAACAAUAAUAACAAUAUUAAUCAUAAAGCGGCGGAGGCGAAUAGCGCGAAGAACAACAUCAACAAACUCAUCUCGCCCGAUGACAGUUUUGGUGCUAAAGUGAAUAGUUACGAAAAAAGUGCUAAUGAUCGGAUCAAAGAAGCUAGGACUAUGGUGGCUGCUGACGUGAAACCGAUUCGAAUCACUGUACAAGGGAAGCCCAGUGAUAUUGAGGUGCAGAGCGGAAACGUUCGCUUUCCAGCGAAUGUCACCAAUGGAAUAACUUCAGGUUCUAGCAGUGUUCCGCCACAGAAUGGAAACCAGCAACCGGAGCCAUCUAAAACCAAGUGCCAGAUGUUCAUGGAGAAGCUGGCUUGCGCUAGAUGCAAAUCAAAAACGGAUGAAAUCAACGAAACCGACGACAAAACCAAGAAGGGUUGUUUCAGUUGCCUGAAGAAAAAGAAGAAGGAGGUGGAGGAAAUCAUUAUAACGGAUACGGAAGGCACCAUCAAGAAAUCUUUGACGGUCAUGGAUAGAUUGAAGUGUUGUCGCAGCAACAAGAUUGGAGAUGAAGUUACAACCGGGUGUUGCGGUAGGAAAAAGCGGAAAGACAGCUGGGCCAAUAGAAGAGACAGUAUCUUAAGCGAACCAACUCCAAUCACCAGAAGAGAUAAAUGCAAGAACUUCUUCAGAGCCGUAUUCUGCUGCUGCGGUUGCACCUGCUGCAAAAGAGCGUCGAAGGUCGAGGAUGAUGCCAGUCGUCGAGCAUCGAUGUUGAGCAAAAAGAAAAGCUUAACCCCGACGGUUCUGCCGCCCGAGGAACCCAAAUCCAAACUGGACAGCAGCCUGGUGGAAUACACGUCGACGAUGAAGGCCGCCAUUCCAGUUCUUCCAAUAGCACUCGCAUACUUCUGCCUGUUCUUCAACAUUUUCACACCGGGCAUCGGGACCUUCUUCAGUGGUUUGUUCUGCCUCUGCAUAGGCAUACCUAGGUUCUCGCAGCGAGACGGCGCAAGGCCCCGAUUCGGAUCUUUCAUCAUAAACACUAUAAUUGGCUGCGGUCAACUUUUCACCGUCCUCUUUUGUCUCGUGGGUUGGGGUUGGUCCAUCUGGUGGGGCGUCAUCAUGCUUAAGGUUGCCAAAAAACACAGGAAGCUGAAGAAACUGGAGAAGAGGUUGGAAGAGCAACAGGAAAAGACUGCGACAGGUAAUCAAUCUAGGAUAGACGUAGAGAAAGGGCGGUCGUGAGGUUCGCACAACGAGGAAUUUUUGCUACUUGUACAGGACUACUCUUGAACUAUUCCAUUAAGAUAAACUUAAUAGAUAUAUCUUCCAAGAACUACUACAUUUCUAAGAUUUUCCGCAUCACAAAUUCAUUCAUUAUUUCAUCAGGUUUCUAUAAGUAUCGGUUGAUUUAAAUUAUAUUAUUUUCAAACAGAUCUACGAGGAUAUAUUGGAAUGUUUCCGAAAAAUUCAU